AUGUCCGUUAAAUCUUCAGCCUCUUCUUCGAGCGCGUUAAGAGGAGGACGACUCCCUCGCAUUCCGUUGGGGAAGAAAUAUUCCUCAACGGAUAACGGCGAGACCACGAACAGCGCUUCUCCCUCUUCUUCUUCUUCGAACAACAACAACAACGUGAAGAAUCUCCUCAACGCGCCGUUACAAAAGAUCAAACUCCCGAACUGGACGUCGAUUCCAAACGCCUGCGUGGCGAGCGCCAUAGCGGUGUGCUGCACGAACCCGAUGGACCGAGCGAAGACGUUGCAGCAGUUACCCGGGAAGAACAAUUGGGGCGAGAGUUCGUUCGAAGUCGUGAGGAACAUGGCGAAGAGAGAAGGCUUUCUCGCCGGGCCGUAUCGAGGGUUACCCUCGGCGGUCGCGAGAGAAGCGAGCAAGAAUAUGUUUAGAAUUGGUUUGUUCACGCCUUUGUUGUUAGCGUUACAUCCGCCGGGGAAACAUCGAAACGCGCAAACGGGAGAGGAGGUUCCCGUGCCGGCGUGGAAGCGGUUCGUGGCGGGGAGUUUGAGCGGCGCGUUAGGCGCGGUGAGCUCGAACCCAUUCGAUUUAGUGAAGACUAGGAUGCAAGUUCCCGCGGAUAUGUGCGAAUAUACCGGGUUGACGAACGCGUUUUCGACGAUUAUGAAAGGCGAAGGGUGGAAGGCGCUUUAUAAAGGGGUCGGCGCGUCCGUGUGUAGAGAUAUGUUGGGGUCCUCGGUGAAUUUAACCGUGCAAAGCGUCGCGAGCGAGUGGAUGAUUCAGAAAGAGGUGUUUCCACCCGGGUCGCCGUGGUUAGGGGGGGUGUCAGGGGUGUUGAGUGCGGCCGCGAGCGUGGCGGUGAUGCAACCGAUCGAUACGAGCAGAGCGUACGUGUAUUUGAAACCGCACAUUUUUUCAAACUCGAUCGAAGCGAUGCGAUACAUCGUAUUGAAAGAAGGACCGCUGAAGUUGUAUAAAGGCGCAAUUCCACACUUUUUGAGAACGGCGCCGCACUACGCGGCUAUGUUCAGCAUUUUAGAAUACAUCACCGGGAAAGAGCGGGUUAUAGUCAGAGAUUUGAACGCCAAACGAUUUCGAGAGCUUGGGAUUUUCGAUAAAGACGUCUCCAACGAGCUCGCGAAGAUGUGUAAAGUUAAAGUGUUCAAACCGAAACAAGAGAUUAGCAAAAGCGGCGACGUGGAGAAAGAAAUGGUGCUGAUCGUGCGCGGGAAAGCGUUGACGCCUAACUCUGGCGUGGCCAGUUCUGGGUCGUAUUUCGGCGAGCAAUCGUUAAUUCACGAGAACCACAGAGCCGGGGAAACCGUCGUCGCGAAAACUUCGACGACGUGUUUAGUCGUCGACAAGAUGGAUUUCAAGAGAGCCACGUUGCGAGCGCAACGAUUACGCGGACAAGUUAAGAAGAGGACAACAAAAGCAGACGAAAAGGACGACGACAAAGAUCAAGACCGAUUCACGGCGGCCACGUCCGAUUUCUCCACCGACGGCGACGCCAUGAUGGGAUACUACGCCAAAAAAAUGGACGAAAUAGAAUAUCGCGAACAACUCUCCACGAGCUGGCGAAAGUCGCGCGACAAAAAACUCAUCGACUCCGUCCAAGUCUUCAAAGGCAUGUCCCCGUACGAACGCGCGUUAAUCGUCGAGUCUGCUAAAAAACGCCGCUACGAAUCCGGCGAAAAAAUCAUCCGCGAAGGCGACCGAGACAAGGAGAAAACGUUCUUCGUCGUCCUCAAAGGCCGCGCCGCGAUGGUCGCCAGAGACGCCGAUUUCGACGAAGACAAACUCAUAAACAUGAAAAACCCGCAGCAAAUCCGUAAAAUUGUCCGAACGUUCGCCCCUGGCGGUCAUUUCGGCGGCAAAGCGUUAUUAACCGGCAAUCCUCGCCAAAUGACCAUCGUCGCUCGAGGCAACGUCGAAGCGUUAGCCAUCGACGGCCAAAGCUUGCGAGAGUUGCGAGAGAAAGAUCCAAACUUGGUCGAAAAGAUUAAAAAGAAUUUGAAAAGAGAGAGCGAUAAAAUCGGCGAUUGGAGGUUUAGCAGCAUGAUGAUGGCGUAA
Messenger RNA from Bathycoccus prasinos, 2067 nucleotides. Its product is annotated as mitochondrial carrier family. Lineage: Eukaryota; Viridiplantae; Chlorophyta; Mamiellophyceae; Mamiellales; Bathycoccaceae. Bases 1 to 2067 code for a protein of 688 amino acids. The transcript has a single exon. The record is from RefSeq and is a predicted model, not a curated record.